Messenger RNA from Rhipicephalus microplus (southern cattle tick), 4343 nucleotides. RefSeq names its product E3 ubiquitin-protein ligase TRIM33. Gene Ontology annotation, cellular component: chromatin. NCBI's taxonomy places the organism in Eukaryota, Metazoa, Arthropoda, Arachnida, Ixodida, Ixodidae. Gene Ontology annotation, molecular function: zinc ion binding; protein binding. The record is from RefSeq and is a predicted model, not a curated record.
AGAAAAUCCAGAUGGCGCAACAUCCCUCGUUGUGGCGCUAGGCUUGGUGCUCUGCCGCUUCGGUCUGCUUUGAUGGCUGUGCGAAGCGAAUGCGUCCGGUGAUGUUUUUCCUGGCGUGACUGACGUUCCCUGUGAAUUGUUUUCGAUAAUAAGUGCGUUCUUGUUUGAACUGUGAGAACCGAUGCCAAGAUGGAGACACACGACGGCGCACAGACCACCACCGAACAGGUGACGGGCAAUCCUGCUGAAGACGCCGGACUUGACACGAAGUGUGUGUUUUGCAAGCAGGACGUUUCGGAAACUAGUGAGCCACAGCUACUGCCCUGUCUGCACACCGCCUGUAAGCUAUGCAUCCCGACAGAUCCCACCGUCCGGUGCGCCGAGUGCCAGCAGGAGAUCUCCAGUUCGGAUGUGAUCAAUCACCUGUUCCUGAUGGAGCACCUGGCUAGCAACAGCGAAGCGAAGGCGGGCGAGACUGCCGGGACGCACACGUGCACCAACUGCGACGACAGUUCUUCCACGGCCGCGGGCUUCUGCGUGGACUGCCAAGACUGGCUGUGCCAGGCUUGCAUAGAUGCCCACCAGCGCGUCCGCGUCACCAAGGACCACACGAUCCGUGCCAAGGAUGAGCUCGAGGGAGACAAGCCAGCGGCCCUCGGUCAGAAGUACAUGUUCUGCGAGAGUCACAAGCAGGAACAACUAAAACUGUACUGCGAGACAUGUGACAAGCUGACAUGCCGUGACUGCCAGCUGCAGGAGCACAAAGAUCACAAGUAUCAGUUCAUUUCAUCAGCGUGUGAGCAACAAAAGAGCAACCUUAACGGCUUACUGGCCAAGAUUCGUGAAAAACAGUCUUACAUUGAGGGUGCCCGCAACCUGGUGAGCAAACGGCACCACGAGAUCACCCAGCAGGAGCAAAAAGUCACCAGCGACAUCAAAAUGUUUGCAGUCAGAUUCAUCACUGAAAUCAACAAGAGAGGCAAGUUGCUGCUGCAGGAGCUGAAUGACAUCUGCAACAAGAAGAAGUUGCAGCUAUCAUCUAAGAACGAGGAGCUGAUGGCUCUCUCGCUGAAACUUGCACAGUGCCAAAAGUUUGCCGAGGCCGCGAUUAACCGUGGAAGCGACGUGGCACUCGUUUUUAGCAAGAAAGCCAUCUGCAGUCAGAUGCGGACAGUGCUGAAGACUCGCUGCGAAAUCCCCAACCCACAGCACGUGGUGGACAUCAAGUUCCUAUAUGAGGCCGAAUUCCUCACUAACUACAUUGCAAAUCUGGGUUGCAUCCUUGUCGACCAGCAACCCAUUGUCGGCACCCCACCGUGGUCUGCCGCUGCCAAGGCAGCAGCCCUUAAUCAGCAUCGAGGUGGGCCGCCUCCCGACGCAGUAUCUUCAGCACAACAACAGCAGCAGCAGCAACAACAACAACAACAACAACAACAACAACAGCAACAACAGCAGCAACAACAACAGUCUGUUCCCCGGUACCCUGAAGGUUUCCACCCUGCAAUGCCGACUGGCCCAGGGCCUGGACUUUAUCACCAUCAGCGACAGGGUGCCAUGGGCGCGGCACAUGGGAUGCCUCCCAACGUCCGCCCGCCUCCCUACCCUGGCCCGUACGUGGUGCCAGGCGGGGGCUACCCUGGGGCUCCUCCUCCGCAGCUGCGUCACCUACUGAACCAGGGCCCCAUGAACCAGAAGGGAGGUGCCAGCAUGGCUGCCCUCAGCCACAUGGCUCGUAUGGGGCCCUCAGCAGCAGGUGGAACGUACACCAUGCAGAAGAGCCCUCACCCAGCACCUCAACAUCCCAGUCAGGCGAUGCGCCCGCAGCCUGGCGUGCGGCAGCAGCAUGGCAUGCCGUCGCACCAGGCCCUUGCUGCCCAGCAGGCAGCUAUGAUGAGACAACAGCAGCUGCAUCACAUGCAGCAGCAACAACAGCAUCACCAACAGCAACAGCAGCAUCACCAGCAGCAACAGCAGCAUCACCAGCAGCAACAGCAGCACCAUCAGCAGCAACAGCAGCACCAUCAGCAGCAACAGCAGCAGCACCAUCAGCAGCAGCAACAGCACCAUCAGCAGCAGCAACAGCAUCAUCAGCAGCAGCAACAACAGCAGCAGCAGCAGCAGCAACAACAGCAACAACAGAUGCCAACCUCUGCCAGUGUUCCCAUCACGCUCAACUCAAGCAUUACCAUAUCUCCAGUGACUACUGAUAAGUCUAGACCAGCACCGGUGAGUGGUCUACCCCGGCCACCACCGCUGGCACCUGGUGUACAAAUCAUACCGCAGCCAGCCCCCAAGGUGAUCAUGUUGGAUUCUGCGUCCGCACGAGCAGCUGCCCUCCAGCAACAGCAGAUGCGCAGAGUUUCAGGGUCGCGGGAUGGCACGCCUCCCUCCACGAACCGUCUUCCAUCGCACCUGGUGGCAGGCAGCACAAGUUCUGGAUCUGGCUCGCCACGCCUGCCUGAAACUAGUGUUCUCGAGCGAGUCCUCCUAGGAGCUGUCGGGGAUGCGUCUGAUUUGUCUGGCAGGAACAGUGCCAUCACCAUCACACCCGUUGGGGCAGGGCCCUCUUCCACGUCGUCCUCCUCUUCGUCACGCACUGCGUCCCCUUCGGUGUCUGUGGUGCGCAUCAAGGAGGAGCCCAAGUCGCCUGGCGAGCAGCAGCUGCCUUCGUGCAGUGGUGACGUGGGUCCGUCAUCGAACACGCUGCGCAGCUCGGCAUCGCCAGCCGAAACAGCCGCGGGGAUCGCCUCUAGGUCUCUGAACGACUUUGCAAACCGGUCCAUCGGAAACCUACUUCAAUCUACUGGCGCAAAGGACACAAGUCAGGAGAAGGGUGCCCAAGGUGGCCAGCCCCAAGCAGACAGCAGCUGCAGCCCUUCCUCCAUAGCUGAGCCGGUCUGCAGCAGUUCCUCCCGCACCCCAUCCACAGUGUCCGCGUCCACAGCGAACUCGACCACUGUGACGACGCAAGGUUCAGGGGGCGUCCAGGACUGCUUUGAGGACCUCUCAACUCUGGAGGAGCUGCUCAAGAUCGGCGACAAGAGCUUCGACUUGCCGGCACAGGACGCCUCCUCUUCCUCUUCAUCGACCAUAGCUGUGGCCACCAGCAACGGCCCAACUGCUGCCUCCAAGAGUUCUUCUGCAGCGCAGGCUUCGCCUUCCUCUUGCACCCCACCACAACAGAACAAUGUUGGGGGCGACACAGCCAACGGGACGGGACUGAAGAUAGUAGAGACGCACAGCCUGCAGACCUCGGACCCGAAUGAGGACUGGUGCUCAGUGUGCCACGACGGCGGCGAACUGCUUUGUUGCGGCUCCUGUCCGCGUGUCUACCACCUACAGUGCCAUGUGCCCUCCUUGGGGGCAACACCCAGUGAGGACUGGACCUGCCUUCUGUGCCUCGACAUCCUCAAGUGUAACAUUCCUCGGGAGUCAGCGGGCUCCAAGCGCAAGACUCCAGUGGGACUCAGCGGGAGGGAGCUGCUGAUAUGCGAAAGGAUCCUGCUUCACCUCUUCUGCCACGAGUUGAGUGUACCAUUCCACAUUCCUGUCAGUCGAACGGUGCCCAACUACUACAAGGUGAUCACUAAGCCCAUGGAUCUGACGACAAUAAAGCAGAAGCUCUCGCCAUCACACUUCAAUCACUACGAGGAUGUGCCCGAGUUCCUUGCCGAUGUCAAGCUCAUCUUCAAGAACUGCUACACCUUCAAUCAUGUCAAGUCUGGGAAGGCUAUUGAUGGUUAUAAAGUAUGGAAUAAAGGCAAUAUCUACAAGGCAUUCACAAAAGAGUCUCAGGUGUGUCAACAGGCACGAACCCUGGAGCGGGACUUUGAUGCCCUGGUCCAGCAGUUUUUGCCCGAGCACUACGCUGAACUAAAAGAUGCCCAACCUGACCCGCAGCCAGGCUACGAGUCAGACCCCGAGCGGCGCAAGAGGGCCCGCACAUCCUCCACAUCUUCCUCACCUCCCGAGUCGGCAGUGGUUCUAUCCUGAUAAUGUACAGAAGCUGAAGACAUGACCUUUGCAAGGCUUCCAUGCAAGCUCCUAGUGAAGCCCCAGCAUGCCGCUUUCUUUGACUCUCGAUCUGGACAUCAUGUUCCGCAACUGUUGUGCUUCCCACCAUUCAACGAACUGAGCCUAUUUAUUGUUUCUCGUAACUGCAAAGCAAGUCGGUGAAAAGAUUGUGUGUCGUCAGCGUUUUAAGUUGUUCUCCCCCUUGCACAUUGUUUGGUUUGUCUGGUGUGUGAUGUCCUUGUAUUUCUCUUCAGGGUCUAGACCAAUCUACAUGCAUAUAUAUAUAUAUAUACACACACACAUAAAUAUAAAAAGUCUUGUUAAACCAA